AUGACAAGUCUGUCGAGGUUUAGUGGCUGCCCUCUUUCUUGCGUCAACCCCGGGGAGAGCAAUAGUGAACCCAGCGUGGUGCUGCCACCUUUGGCAGGGGAGCACAUGGGGCACCCCACUGGCAGUUCCUUAAAACUCUGCCCCUCGCACAAUUUGCGAGACUACCCUGAGACGAGGUCUGGUGCAUAUGUUGACCAUUCGGUUCACCAUUUUGCAGACUCUGGAUACCCCAGCCACCCGUUAGAGCACAACCAUAGGGGCAUUCUCAUUGGAGCCAAUCUUCCCGGAGCCGGAAUGCCACCCGUCACUGACCAACUGGCAUCGAGAACUAACCAACAUGGCGGUAUUGGGAGAUAUCGUGACCUUCCAGGCUGCAGAGACAGCCGAAGCCAUGCCUUUUUCACCACGUAUCAAGAGCAGGCCCACUGCUCCAACGAGUCAAGUCGAGAUCUGGGCAGUCAGAUGAUGCUGCAUGGUUUACCAGGAGACCUGCUUUCCCGGACCCAUCCCUAUGGCCAAACCAUCAGCCCGAGGGGAAACAACCAGCAAUUCGUCACCCAGUUCCUGGGGUUGUACAAGCCGCUGAAUAUGGCGAUUCAGCGUGGGGGGAGCGACGCCUACAUCAGAUGCCCUAAACAAAAUCAAAAACAUGAGCUGGUAUGUAAGUGGAUCGACAGCCAGGAGGGGAUGGGUAAGCUGCCCUGCGCCAGAACUUUCGGCACAAUGUAUGAACUUGUCACCCAUGUGACAGUGGAGCACGUCGGAGGACCAGAGCACUCUGAGUACGUGUGCUACUGGGAGAACUGUCCGAGGGAGAGGAAGCCUUUCAAAGCCAAGUACAAGCUGGUGAACCACGUCAGAGUGCACACGGGGGAAAAGCCUUUUCCUUGCCCUUUCCAUGGCUGCGAAAAAGUUUUUGCAAGAUCUGAAAAUCUUAAGAUCCACAAGAGGACUCAUACAGGUGAAAAGCCCUUUAAAUGUGAGUACGAGGGCUGCAACCGGAGGUUCGCUAACAGCAGUGACCGAAAGAAGCAUUCCCACGUGCACUCGAGCGAUAAGCCCUAUAUGUGCAAAGUCAGGGGCUGCGAGAAGUGCUACACGCACCCCAGCUCCCUGCGCAAGCACAUGAAGCUCCACUGCAAGGCCUACGUCACCACCAAGAGCGAAGCGCGCGACGCCGACGAAGACGACAUCGAGAAGGCCACCAGGUCACCUGAAGCGACGGCGGACCGACGUGAACCCACCCCCUCCGUUACCGCCAGGGUGGCGCGCGUGCAGCCCCCCGUCACCCCGAGCACCACCACCAGCACGGGUCAAGAGUCCCUGUCCCCAGAGAACCUCCGAGAUGACUCGACCCUCAGGUCACGUUUCCAUCACACAUUUGACAACAGUUUGGAUUACUCGACACACAGGUCGCAGGCCCUCUUGGACCCCUUGUUGAUGCAGCGGGGAGGUGCAGGGGGCGGCUACAGGUCCGAGGCGUCUCAGUACACGUGUGGCCAGACUGGGUUCGCUCCAAGCGCACGAACUUUUACGACGUCCCCUUCGCCCUUUCAGAAAAGCAUCGUGAAUGGGUGGUACACGUGCCACAGCGGCGUCGACUCCUUUUCACCAAAACAUAAUACUACUAAUAAUAAUAAUAAUAACAAUAACAUACAGUCUAUUUGA
This is a messenger RNA of Gadus chalcogrammus (walleye pollock), 1668 nucleotides long. RefSeq names its product zic family member 6 (gene zic6). The coding region runs from base 1 to 1668 and encodes 555 amino acids. NCBI's taxonomy places the organism in Eukaryota, Metazoa, Chordata, Actinopteri, Gadiformes, Gadidae. Gene Ontology annotation, biological process: central nervous system development; regulation of transcription by RNA polymerase II. The record is from RefSeq and is a predicted model, not a curated record. Gene Ontology annotation, cellular component: nucleus. Gene Ontology annotation, molecular function: RNA polymerase II cis-regulatory region sequence-specific DNA binding; DNA-binding transcription factor activity, RNA polymerase II-specific. The transcript is spliced from 2 exons.